AUGACUAGUCUGCAUAAAUAUCGAUCAAUUUUGUUAGUUUUCGGUGGAACUGUUCUAACGGGAUGGUUGUACAAUAAGUAUUGGGUUAAUCGUCGAUAUUUAUCGACAAAUCAAUUAAUGAAUGGAAAAACAAUUUUAAUCACCGGUGGAAAUACUGGAAUUGGUUAUGAAACAGCCAAGGAUCUACUUAAACGAAAUGCUCGUGUCGUCAUCGCUUGUCGAAAUUUGAUUAAAGGUCGCGAAGCUAUUGAAAAUCUUCUCAAAGAAACGAAUUGCUCCAAAACAAAUCUUCGUUUAAUGGAAUGUGAUUUGAGUUCAUUGAAUUCUGUUCGAAAAUUCGCGAAAUUAUUCAACGAAGAAGAAAGACACUUGGAUGUGUUGAUCUGUAAUGCUGGUUUAGGUUAUUCUCCACAAAAACAAACGGAAGAUGGUUUCGAUUCUGUUAUUCAGAGCAAUUACCUUUCACAUUUCUUAUUGACAAAUCUUUUGUUAGACAAAUUGAAGAAAUCCGAAUCAGCAAGGAUUAUCAAUGUUUCAUCUGAUCUUCAUCGAUUAGUCAAAAAACCAAUUGAUUGGUCCGAUGCAUUUACACAAAGAAAUUCGUCGGGGAUGAUGGGAUCGUAUCCCGUGUCGAAAUUAUUUCAAAUUUUAUCAUCGUAUCAAUUUAAAAAGAAUUUGUCUGAUGAUGAACAUGUGAAUGUCUUUUGUUUGACUCCAGGUUUUGUCUCAACAUCAAUCAAAGAUCCAUUGGAAGAGAAAAUCGGAAGUCUCCUUUCGCUGAUUUAUUAUCCGAUCAUGUGUAUUUCUAAAUGGGUGUUCGCAAAAACUGCUCAAUGCGGUGCGCAAACAUCGAUUUAUUGUGCAGUUGAACCAAGUUUAGACAGAGCAAAAUCGUUAUACUUUCAAAACUGUGCUGUUUGCCAAUCCUCGCCAUUAAGUAUCGACCCUGAAUCGGCACGAAAACUAUGGGAUCUCAGUUGUCAAGCGAAGAAGAAAGAGGACGCCGUGCAGACGGCAAUAGAAUCAAAUAUAUAUGUAUGUUGUGUGAUAUGCGAGUUUAUUAUUACGCAUUUGUCGCUUGCAACUGAAAGGACGAGAAAAAAAAUCAAUAAGCGUUCUUCGUCUAUUAAUACAUUGAAAGAUGUUCAAAUCAUCGCACAAGACUGUUCAAGAAAAACAGGCAGAAACCACGAAAAUGUCCUGCUGAUCGGUCGAACUCGUACUGGCAAAAGUACAAUAAAAAAUGUUCUAGUCGAUCCUCGUAAGAUAGGUACAUCAUCGACACUCUACGCAGAAACACGAGUUGCUGAAUUCCAAUCAUAUAUCGUCGAAGGUGCAAAAGCUGACAUAGACCAAUCAACUGAUUCAAUAAAUACAGAAAAUGAAGGAGAACAACAACGCAAUGAAAAAACGAACACAAAUUUAGAGUUUAUGAAAGAAGAAGAAGCCGUUACUGUGUUGAAUAUCAUUGAUACACCCGGAUUAUUUGAACAUGGAUCGGCAUCUCACAAAAUCAAAGACAACGAAACGAUUCUUAACACAAUUGAAACAUGUAUCAACCGAGAAAUUACGAAAUUUCAUCUGGUUUGUUUCUGUGCGUCAUUCGAAUCCGGUAUUAACAAUGAAGAUAUAAAAUCUUUAAAACUCUUAAUCAAUUUUCUUGGAGAAGAUGUUUCCAAGAAUUCCUGUUUGAUCAUUACUCGCUGCGAAUCGAAGAGCGAAGAAGAUCGUAAGCUACUGGUCAACGAAAUCAACAGUGAUGUCCAUUUCAAGGAUAUUGUUUCGUACUUUCAGAAAGGGAUUUAUUUUAACGGUGUUUUAAACCGAGAUAAUUGGUCGCAGGGCCACAAGGAGACACUCGAACAUCAAUUCGAAACGAUUUGCGGAUAUCGAACAAAGUUAAUCAAGCUAUUCAGUACGGCAACUGAUCCAUACGAAAUCAAGAAUUGUGAUUUUACGGAAUUACGAAAACUUGCAGAAAGCAAUGAAGAACUUUUAGAGGAGAUCGAAAGAUUAAAAUCAGAGCAAAACAAUAAUAAAUUCUGUACCAUUUCAUAA
Molecule: messenger RNA, 2058 nt
Organism: Adineta ricciae
Lineage: Eukaryota; Metazoa; Rotifera; Eurotatoria; Adinetida; Adinetidae
Source: the annotation of a GenBank genome assembly